Arxiozyma heterogenica is the source of this 1854-nucleotide messenger RNA. It is a transcript of the gene UTP18, whose product is annotated as Utp18p. Lineage: Eukaryota; Fungi; Ascomycota; Saccharomycetes; Saccharomycetales; Saccharomycetaceae. Gene Ontology annotation, biological process: rRNA processing. The transcript has a single exon. The coding region runs from base 1 to 1854 and encodes 617 amino acids. Gene Ontology annotation, molecular function: protein binding. Gene Ontology annotation, cellular component: small-subunit processome; Pwp2p-containing subcomplex of 90S preribosome. The record is from RefSeq and is a predicted model, not a curated record.
AUGGCGAAAUUCGAAAUUCCACCACCAGAUAAAGAAGAAUUGUUUUUGGCAAAGCAAGUCUUUGGUGAUACGACUGAUUUCCAAUCUAGCUUAGCCAAUUUUAAUGAUGAAUUUCUAUUUGGAAUGAGUGAUUUUGAUGAAGAUGCAGACAUAGAUAAUGGUGAUGACAACAGUAAAGAUGAAAACGAAGAAGACAAUGGCGACAAUACAAUGAAAAAUAUUAUGGAUGAUCAAUUAUUCUUCUUUGAUGAUGGUGAACCAUCUGAACAAACUGAUCUUAUGGAUGUAGAUAAUGAAGAAAGCCAACCUGAUGAAGAUGAGACUGAUGACUCAAGUAUUAGUGAAAGCGAGAGUGAUGUUGCUUGGGAGGACUCAGAUGACGAAAGAUUACAUAUUUCAAUCAUGAUGACAAAUAAAACCAAGAAAUUGAGAACUUCAUAUGAAGAAACUAAAAUCAAUGGUAACGAUUAUGUCCAAAGAUUAAGAGCGCAAUUUGAAAGAAUUUGUCCAAGACCCAAAUGGGUGGAUGACGAAUCUGAUAGUGAUAGUAAUAAUAAAACGUUGGACUCAGAAGAAGAUGAUGGAGAGGACGGUUUAGAACAGGUAAUUAAUGGCGAUGUCAAUGCUCUGUCGAAGAUAUUGAAGAGUACAUACAAUUACAAAGAAACUAAUUCAAAACUACUACCGCAUACAAACUUGGAUAUAUUAAGAUUAAAAGAUGCAAAUAUAACCCAUCCCUCAAAGGCAGCUAUACAGUCACUUUCAUUCCAUCCAUCAAAACCAUUAUUAUUAACUGGUGGGUAUGACAAAACAUUGAGAAUUUACCAUAUUGAUGGAAAAAACAAUCAUUUGGUUACAAGUGUAUUUUUAUAUAACACGCCAAUACAAAAUUGUUUUUUUUAUCUAUCUCCAAAUAAAUAUGAACAAAAAAUUUUUACUGGUGGUAGAAGACGUUAUAUGCAUUCAUGGGAUCUUUCCUCCUCAAUUACAAAUAGGUCAGAUUCUUUAACACAAGUUGCUAAAAUUGAAAAAAUUUCAAGGUUAUAUGGCCAUGAAGAUAGGCAAAGAUCAUUUGAAAAGUUUAAAUUGGGCCAUUUUUACAAUUUCCAAACUGGAGGUGUUCAUGGUAUUAUCUGUUUACAAGGUAAUAAUGGCUGGAUCAAUAUUUUAAGUUCCAUCACUGGUAUGUGGAUGUUUGGUUGCAAGAUUGAUGGUAAUUUAGUCGAUUUCUGUCUAGAUUAUCAGUCAGUGUCAAAUAUGAAAAAGAAGAGUAAUAGCAAUAAAAAGAAUAAAAAUAGUGGUACUGUAAGAAGCUUUAAAACAAUCUUGAUUGUGACAAAUACGUAUGGUGAAGUAUGGGAAUUUGAUUUGAACCAAAAUGGUAAAGUACUUAGAAGAUGGAAAGAUAACGGCGGUAUUGGUAUUACCACUAUUCAGGUUGGUGGGGGCACUAAUUCAAAUCAUUUAUUGUCCACUGAACAAAUUAGAUCCAAUAGGUGGCUAGCUAUUGGAAGUGAAAGCGGGUUUGUUAACAUCUAUGAAAGAAACAACAAUGGUGCCAUGAAAGAUGACUCUCCAAAUCCAAAGCCUGUCGCUACUUUAGAUCAAUUAACUACUACAAUAUCAUCAUUACAAUUUUCACCAGAUGGCCAAAUUUUAUGUAUGGCAUCUAGAGCUGUUAAAGAUGCAUUAAGAUUAGUCCAUUUACCUACAUUUAGUGUAUUUAAAAACUGGCCAACUAGUGGUACUCCCUUGGGUAAAGUUACUAGUGUUGCAUUUUCUCCACGUGGUGAAAUGCUAGCAGUAGGUAAUGAGCAAGGUAAAGUAAGACUAUGGAAGUUAAAUCAUUAUUAG